AUGGUCAUGCACUGGGCAUUGCUCUGCCUCAUCUUUUCCCCUCUGGCACCAGCCUCUGAAUAUGGCUUGCCCAAAUUUAUCUGCAGUCCUAUGCCACUGGACAUGGAUAACGGCUGCCAGUCAGCCAGCCAGCAGCGACAUGGAACAGGAGCAAACAGUGGGAAUAAUGGGCACUGGGUAGGGACUCUUGAGGAAGCCAAGGAAACCAUCUUGCAUCUGCGGGAGACAGUGGUGCACCAGAAGGAGAUGAUCCUGGAUCAAAGGGAGACAGUACGGGAGUUGACUGCCAAGCUGAGCCGUUGUGAAGCUCAUUCCCGCAGGCACACCGGGGAGCACCAUGGUGGCCACCACGAAGAGAAUCACAGCCAUGGCCACGGCCACGGGCAUGGCCACGGCCAUCAUGAGGGUGGCCAUCGAGGCCAUCAUGAGGGUGGCCAUCGUGCCCACCAUGAGGAUGGUCACAGGACACAUCAUGAAGAUGUUCAUCAGGGUCAUCGUGAGGAUGGUCAUCAAGGCCAUCAUGAAGAUGGUCAUAGGGUCCACCAUGAGGCUGGCCACCGGGAUCUCCAUGAAGGAAUCCAUGCACGAGAGAAUGAGUACCAUCAUUUUGGACAACGGGAGCACCAUGAACUACAGGUGGGGCACAACACCCAUGAUGCCUUUCGCAAGACAGCUGCAGCUGCAAACACCAUGGAGGAUCCACCCAAGGAGACAUCUGCAGGGGUAUACCAGAUGGAGAGGAUGCUGGAAUCCCUCAAGGAGAGACUGGAACAUCUACAGCACAAUCGGAACAGCUCCGUCUUCUCCACAUCCCUGCGGGAUGCUCUGCAAAAGAAGAUAACCCUCUUGGAGCAUCAGAUCCAUGAGAAGUUGAACACUUCUGAAAACCACACUCAUGGUGGGCCAACAGCAGCUGGGCUGAGGCACAAACAUGCUUCUCAAGGACAGAGUGUUGAGAAAGCUCAGUCCCACAUCUCUGAUCCCCUCUGUCCUCCAGGGCACAAAGUGGAGAAACACUCCGAGGAUUUCCGCGUGGGCUUUCCACUCCGCACCAACUAUAUGUACGUUAAGGUCAAGCGUACCCUCCAUCAUGAAAUUUUUGCCUUUUCCAUCUGCCUCUGGCUCAAAUCAAGCUCAGCACCAGGCAUGGGCACCCCCUUCUCAUACUCAGUACCUGGCCAGGCCAAUGAAGUAGUGCUCAUUGAGUGGGGAAAUAACCCCAUGGAACUGCUCAUCAACGACAAGGCUGCCACACUGCCUUUGGCUAUUAAUGACGCGAAGUGGCACCAUAUCUGUGUGACAUGGUCAACUCGAGAUGGCAUUUGGGAGUCAUACCAGGAUGGAGUCCGAAGAGGGAGUGGGGAGAAUCUGGCUCCCUGGCAUCCAGUGAAACCAGGAGGUGUUUUCGUACUGGGUCAGGAACAGGACACUCUUGGUGGCCGCUUUGAUGCUACACAAGCCUUCAUUGGAGAAAUCUCAGAUUUCAACAUGUGGGGCCAUAUCUUGACGCCGGGUGAGAUUUACAAGAUGGCAACCUGCACUAGCUAUGCUGGUGGUGACCUCAUCAACUGGGCUGAAGCCUCCAUGGAGCUUCAUGGAGGAGUGGUCAAGCUACCGUUUAAUGCCUGCCACUAAGAAGCCAUGAAGGAACAGGGACUUUUGGGUUCACUGAGAGGAGAGCAAAAUGUAGUGGUUCAGGACAGAAGCUCAGGCUGUGGGAAAAGGCAGAAAAGGGAAACUAGUGGUGUUAAAAUAUGGGUGGGGGGAAACUAAGUUCCCAGGGCUUUCGGGGGAAAGAGUGGGAAUCUUUUAAUUCGGGACAGGGUACUCCAGGGUUCCUGGGAGGAAAAUGAGAUGCAAGUGGCAACUUUUGAGAAGGAGAGACUUGAGAUUUGGGAAGCAGAAAGAUUGGACUUUCAGCCUGAUCAAAUUUUUAUCUAAAAAACAAAGAAAAUAUUUGAAGCAUUGAUACGCUUCACUAUAUGGAGUGGCUGUAUGGAGCUGAAGAAUUCUCUGACAAACUGAGUUAAGCAAACAUCUCCCAUCUAGAAAGAACUCCUUUUCUUGGGUACUAGUGGUGGUAGCUUCCUUCUGUUGCCUUUGUGGAAUACACUUCCCAGGAAUUGGAGGGGAGUUGGACAUUCCCUCCCACCCUUCCCCUUCUUCCAAGCAAUGUUCAUAUGAGGAACUAGAUGGCCACAUUCUCUUGAAAGGUGUGGACAUAUCUCCAGCACUUCAUUUCAGAAGAUCCUAUUUUUAGUAUCCUAAUAGUAUUUUGUGAACUCAUACCUUAGCUUAGUUGCUUUCUUUGAUGGAAUACACCUCUCUCCUUCAUCCAAUCAACUGCACAUCCUAGUAAGACUCUCAGCCCUUUCAGGACCGAUCCCAAACUUAGUGAAACUAGAUUCUGAUCCUGCUGUUGGUUUUUUCUUUUCCCCUCCUCAAGAACUACUUGCAGUAUAAAGGCCUGCUUUGUAAGAUUGGCAGAUCUGUAGCAAUAUUUUGUUCUUAACACAGAAAUACAAAAUAUGUGCCUCUACAUAGAUGCAUCUCUUGCAAGGGGGAUUCACCUGGCCAUUUAUCUGGGCUUUUCCCCAGUCCUAGUAGUUCCAUUUCAGUGCUGUGUUGAAUUUGCAUGUGUUAGACUACUCCUAAAAAUGGUUCAAUGAAUGGUCUAUUGACAUCAGGAAUUCUACACUGAGUUAUACCACUUUCUGGAAAAUCUUUCAGAUACUGAUCAACUGUGCAAUCUGAAUAUGGGCUGAAUUACAUGAAUCAUGUCAUGUAAUCCUAAAAGGUGAAUGUCAGUGCGGGUCGAUGGGAUAUAGUGAGAUUUUGGAAAUACUGUAAAGCCAUAUCACACAUCACUCGUGUUUUGCGGGGGUUUUGUUGCAGGCAAGCAUUCUGAUAUGCUGUGGCAACGCGGGCAUUCAAAUGUUCACAUUUUAGUGCUUCAAUGUGCAACCCGCAUUAACAUUGACUUUCACAGCAUGACAUGAAGCAAGACAGAAGAUCAGGUAGAAAAUAAAUGUUUGGUUGCAUGCUGAAGGGCAUGAAUCAAUGUUCUACAUGCAAAUUCAACUCCGAUUGACUGAAAAGCAUCAGUAUGGGUUGGAAAAGAAACCUGGGGAAAUGGGUCUGUGGAGCUCUAUUGCGUGUCAUAGCAGAUAGAUUGGUUAGAUUGUUCAGUCAGUUACAGGGAGGUGGCGGUGGGGAAUUAUGUUUGUACUGUCACCAGUUGAAAUAGGUGGACACCAAGAGGUUAAUGAGAAUAGACCAUCUGGAAGGAAAAAUGAAAUCCAGCACAUCAAAGAGCAGUGGGUGUGCCUUGAAGACAGGAUGUCUGAAUUCUCGGGACUUUUAGUCUAAGACAUUUAUGCCCCGAGUCUAAAAUGAGCAACUGCUACCCCUGAGCAGGUCAUGUACCUUUAUAGCAUGUCUGUUCUAAUGUGAGGGGCUUAGAAGAAAUCAGAAAUCCUGAAUUCUUUGGAAAGAACAAGAGAUGCA
Messenger RNA from Varanus komodoensis (Komodo dragon), 3507 nucleotides. RefSeq names its product neuronal pentraxin-1-like. The record is from RefSeq and is a predicted model, not a curated record. Bases 1 to 1635 code for a protein of 544 amino acids. Lineage: Eukaryota; Metazoa; Chordata; Lepidosauria; Squamata; Varanidae. The transcript has 5 exons.